Molecule: messenger RNA, 2897 nt
Organism: Malaya genurostris
Lineage: Eukaryota; Metazoa; Arthropoda; Insecta; Diptera; Culicidae
Gene: Mcm2
Product: DNA replication licensing factor Mcm2
Exons: 4
Coding region: 159-2816 (885 amino acids)
Biological process (GO): mitotic DNA replication initiation; DNA replication; double-strand break repair via break-induced replication
Cellular component (GO): MCM complex; nucleus
Molecular function (GO): ATP binding; single-stranded DNA helicase activity; 3'-5' DNA helicase activity
Source: RefSeq, a predicted model, not a curated record
UUUGUUGGUUAUCUGGUAGUGACUGAUGAACUAUCGCAUAUAAAAUUUCAUUGUUACACGCUACAAUCCUCAAGGCUGCUUGUUAAACGUUAUAGUUUAGAUAUUACAGAGGUUAAUUUGUUACGUUUUAUUAUUAAACACUUAUUAAACAUUUCAACAUGUCGGAUAAUCCUAGCUCCCCUCCUCCAAAUACCCCCAGUGAUAUUGAUCGUCGAAAUUUCCGUUCCGGGAUGACCUCACCGGUCGGAGAUUUCGAACCUUUCGAAAACGAGGAGGAAAUUCUGGGCGACAUGACUAUCCGAGAGGACAACUAUGAUGAAGACGAAGAUGGAGAGGACCUAUUCGGUGAUAACAUGGAAAAUGAUUACCGCCCAGUUCCACAUCUUGACCGAUACGAGAUGGAUCAACUGGAUCAGGAAGCCUACAGUGAUAUUUCGCAAACGGAUCGAGCGGCUGCUGAAGCAGAAAUGCGACGCCGCGACCGCGCUGCGGGCAUUCACCGUGAUGAUCGGGAGAUUUUCUAUGACAAGAGUGAUGACGAAGAUGAUAUUCCACGGGCGAAACGACGCGCAGCGGAAAAAGCCGCUGAAGGUGAGGUAGAAGAUACAGAAAUGAUCGAGUCCAUUGAAAAUUUAGAAGAUACCAAAGGGCACAGUAUUAAGGAAUGGGUAUCUAUGUUGGGACCUCGUACAGAAAUUGCCAAUCGAUUCAAUAGUUUCUUGCGGACAUUUGUCGACGGAAAAGGGCAUUACGUGUAUCGGGACCGGAUUCGAAGAAUGUGCGAACAAAACAAUUCUAGUUUUGUGGUUUCCUAUACCGAUUUGGCUAACAAUCAACACGUUCUAGCAUACUUCUUGCCAGAAGCUCCUUUUCAAAUGCUUGAAAUUAUGGACAAAGUGGCCAAGGAAAUGGUACUAAGCAUUUAUCCUACCUAUGAACGCGUUACCAACGAAGUUCAUGUUCGGAUAUCCGAGCUUCCAUUGGUGGAAGAAUUGCGUACAUUUAGAAAAUUACAUUUAAAUCAACUCGUUAGAACCCUCGGAGUAGUCACUGCUACGACAGGUGUUCUUCCACAAUUGUCCGUCAUUAAAUAUGACUGCGUGAAGUGUGGUUAUAUCUUAGGACCAUUUGUGCAGAGCCAAAAUACCGAAGUGAAACCAGGUUCUUGUCCCGAAUGUCAGAGUGCUGGACCUUUCUCAAUUAACAUGGAGCAAACGUUGUAUCGCAACUAUCAGAAAAUUACUCUCCAAGAAUCGCCUGGCCGUAUUCCAGCAGGAAGAAUUCCUCGAAGUAAGGAUUGUAUUCUACUGUCGGAUUUAUGUGAUCAAUGUAAACCAGGUGAUGAAAUUGAAGUCACUGGAAUCUACACUAACAACUAUGACGGAUCACUUAACACUGAACAAGGUUUUCCAGUAUUCGCCACGGUUCUGAUAGCUAAUCACAUGGUCGUGAAAGACAGUAAACAGGUAGUGGCUUCACUUACCGAUGAAAACAUUUCAACCAUUCAGAAGUUGAGCAAAGAUCCACGCAUUAGUGAACGCAUCAUCCAAAGUAUGGCACCAUCUAUCUAUGGUCACGAUUAUAUUAAGCGCAGCUUGGCCCUUUCACUCUUUGGUGGUGAAGCUAAAAAUCACGGUGAGAAGCAUAAGCUUCGUGGCGAUAUAAACAUUUUAUUAUGUGGAGAUCCAGGUACAGCUAAGUCUCAAUUUUUGAAGUACACGGAAAAAAUUGCCCCACGUGCCGUUUUUACUACUGGACAAGGGGCUUCAGCUGUCGGUUUAACAGCAUAUGUCCGAAGAAAUCCGACCACUCGGGAAUGGACAUUGGAGGCAGGUGCACUAGUGUUAGCCGAUCAAGGUAUAUGCCUGAUUGAUGAAUUUGACAAAAUGAAUGAUCAGGACCGGACAUCUAUUCAUGAAGCAAUGGAACAGCAAUCAAUUUCUAUCUCCAAAGCUGGAAUUGUCACCUCACUACAAGCCCGGUGCGCAGUUAUCGCAGCAGCCAAUCCAAUCGGGGGACGUUACGAUCCAAGCAUGACAUUUUCGGAAAACGUCAAUCUGUCGGAACCGAUCCUUUCCCGUUUUGACAUACUUUGUGUUGUUAAAGACGAGUUUGAUCCUAUGCAAGAUCAACAGUUGGCGCGAUUCGUUGUCGGUUCACAUAUAAAAAAUCAUCCGACUAUGGAAGAUGUAAUACCAGAAUCACAACCCACAGACAGCUUGCAAAUACCACAAGAUAUGCUGAAAAUGUACAUCGUUUAUGCUAAAGAAAACGUUCAUCCAAAGUUGACGAACAUGGACCAAGAUAAAAUUGCCAAAAUGUAUGCUCAACUUCGCCAGGAAUCUCUUUCAACGGGAUCACUUCCUAUUACGGUUCGUCACAUCGAGAGUGUUAUCCGAAUGUCCGAAGCACACGCUCGUAUGCAUCUCCGGGAUACGGUUCAGGAUGUUGAUGUGAAUAUGGCCAUCCGUAUGAUGUUGGAAAGUUUCAUCGAAGCGCAGAAAUUUAGCGUUAUGAAGAAGAUGCGUUCCACAUUCCAGAAAUAUUUGUCCUUCCAAAAAGACCACUCAGAGUUACUGUUCUUUAUUCUGCGACAGUUGACGCUGGAUCAGUUAGCAUACAUACGGUGCAAGGAGGGAGCACGUGCAACGCAUGUGGAAAUCAUAGAGAAGGAUCUUUCCGAACGUGCAAAAUCUAUUGACAUACAUAACCUUAAACCGUUCUACGAGAGUGAAAUUUUCAAGAAAAACGGAUUCUCAUACGAUUCUAAACGGAAGACCAUUCUACAGAUUGUACCAGAAGGGGCCGAAAUGUAAAUUCAAUUGCAUUUGAAUUUUUAUGUUGCUGAUACGUACAAAUCUUUUGAUUUUUUUUUAAUAAAAACAAAAUAUGUUUUA